Molecule: messenger RNA, 861 nt
Organism: Aspergillus terreus NIH2624
Lineage: Eukaryota; Fungi; Ascomycota; Eurotiomycetes; Eurotiales; Aspergillaceae
Product: SDR family oxidoreductase
Exons: 2
Coding region: 1-861 (286 amino acids)
Molecular function (GO): oxidoreductase activity
Source: RefSeq, a predicted model, not a curated record
AUGCCUCGCGUCUGGUUCAUCACUGGUUGUUCGUCCGGUCUCGGACGCCAAUUGGCCAUCACAGCGGCCAAACACCAAGACCGAGUCGUUGCGACAUCGCGCGACCCAUCUAAGCUAUCCGAUUUGGUGGAUCUCGGAAUUAUCGUGAAGAGACUGGACUUGCGCAGCAACGAUGAGGAAAUCCGCGCUGUAGUGGAUGAAGUCGCUUCCACCGUUGGGCCAAUCGAUAUCCUCGUCAACAACGCCGGUUACGUCCUCGAAGGAGCCGUCGAAGAAUGCAGCGACCAAGAAAUCAAGGACGAGUUCGACACAAACGUCUUCUCUCAGAUACGGGUAUUGCGCGCUGUCCUGCCAUCCAUGCGUGCGCGACGAUCUGGGGUCGUGGCCAAUCUGGGGUCCAUCGGGGGAUGGAGAGGGCCCCCAGCAGUUGGUAUGUACUGCGCCAGUAAAGCCGCCAUAGCCAUCUACACCGAGUCCCUGCGGGCCGAGCUUGCGCCAUUCAACAUCGACGUGACCUGUGUCGAGCCGGGGUAUUUCCGCACGAACGUCUUGACAGGAGGGCAUAAAGUCACCGCUAAGAACCGGAUCCCGGAGUUGGACGCGGGAACACAGGCGACCCGUGAUGCGUUGGCUGCAUACAGUCUACGACAGCCUGGGGACCCGGUGAAAGGGGCGCAGGUGCUGUUCGAGGCGUUGACGAAGACGGGUCGAUGUGCGUCUCGUCAACUACCUGGGAGAUUGGCACUGGGCCGUGACUCCAUCGAUGCGAUUGGAGCAAGCAUGGCAAAAGAGCAGGCCAUGCUGGAUAGUUGGAGGGAUAUCAUUGAGUCGACAGAUUGUGACGAUGUUCGGGCUAGUUGA